Alnus glutinosa is the source of this 1387-nucleotide messenger RNA. Its product is annotated as mitogen-activated protein kinase kinase 6. Gene Ontology annotation, molecular function: ATP binding; protein serine/threonine kinase activity. Gene Ontology annotation, biological process: protein phosphorylation. Lineage: Eukaryota; Viridiplantae; Streptophyta; Magnoliopsida; Fagales; Betulaceae. The coding region runs from base 191 to 1252 and encodes 353 amino acids. The record is from RefSeq and is a predicted model, not a curated record. The transcript is spliced from 8 exons. Gene Ontology annotation, cellular component: cytoplasm.
AUCAAUUUGCGCGGUCUUUUUCGUUCGAAUUAUAUUAUACUUUUAACAAGUAAACGACGACUGAAUCUUCGCCUUCUCGAUACAGAGUAAUACUCUAAUACUCUCUCAGUCUCUCUCUUUCUCUCUGUGAGUUGGGGGAUUGAAACCCUAGAAUUAGUAGAAUCGAUCGAGAACCGUGAUAAGCAAAAAGAUGAAGACCAAGAUGCCAUUGAAGCAGCUCAAGCUCUCUGUGCCCGCCCAAGAAACCCCAAUCACAUCCUUCCUGACUGCAAGUGGCACAUUUCAUGAUGGCGAUCUGCUCUUAAACCAGAAAGGGUUGCGGCUCAUCUCCGAAGAAAAGGAAUCUCGUCCUUCUGAUGUUAAGGAGCUAGAUUUUGAAUUCUCAUUGGAAGAUCUCGAGACUAUCAAAGUCAUUGGAAAGGGAAGCGGUGGUGUAGUACAACUUGUUCGCCAUAAAUGGGUUGGAAAAUUAUUUGCCUUGAAGGUUAUCCAAAUGAACAUACAAGAAGAGAUCCGUAAGCAGAUUGUGCAGGAGCUGAAAAUAAACCAAGCAGCUCAAUGUUCAAAUGUUGUAGUUUGCUACCAUUCCUUCUAUCACAAUGGAGCCAUUUCUCUUGUGCUAGAAUACAUGGAUCGUGGCUCUCUGGCGGAUGUGAUCAGACAAGUUAAAACAAUUCUUGAACCAUAUCUUGCAGUUGUCUGUAAGCAGGUUCUACAGGGUCUUGUGUAUUUGCACUAUGAAAGACAUGUAAUACAUAGGGACAUUAAACCAUCCAAUUUGCUGGUAAACCACAAAGGGGAGGUGAAGAUUACUGAUUUUGGUGUGAGUGCAGUGCUAGCUAGCUCUAUGGGUCAAAGAGAUACGUUUGUGGGAACUUAUAACUACAUGUCGCCAGAGAGAAUCAGUGGGAGUACUUAUGAUUAUAGCAGUGAUAUUUGGAGUCUGGGCAUGGUAGUACUUGAGUGUGCAAUAGGACGGUUUCCUUAUAUGCAAUCUGAAGAUCAGCAAAGCUGGCCAAGCUUUUAUGAGCUUUUGGAGGCAAUUGUGGAAAGCCCUCCACCUUCUGCUCCAGCAGAUCAGUUCUCCCCUGAAUUCUGUUCAUUUGUCUCAGCCUGCAUCCAAAAAAAUCCUCGCGACAGAUCAUCGUCUUUGGAUCUUUUGAGUCACCCAUUUAUCAAGAAGUUUGAAGACAAAGACAUUGAUCUCGGGAUUCUUGUCGGUAGCCUGGAUCCUGUAAAUUUCCCUCGAUAGAUUGGCCCUGUAAUAGUAAAUUUUGAGUGUAAAAUGCUAUUUUAGUCAUUAUGUAUCAGUCAUGAGUCUUUGUCAAACAUUUUAUGGAUUUUCAUGUAUCAAUUGAGCUUAUGAUCUAUACCAUUCAUUUUUACA